Spirometra erinaceieuropaei is the source of this 13331-nucleotide messenger RNA. Lineage: Eukaryota; Metazoa; Platyhelminthes; Cestoda; Diphyllobothriidea; Diphyllobothriidae. The record is from the annotation of a GenBank genome assembly.
AUGAGGGGAUCACCAGCAAAAACAGGCGCAGGUAAUAUUUGACGGUAACUGCCUAUCGUCAAUUUGUUCUAUCGUCUUGUGUACCUUAAGCUCACAUUUUACAAGCGCUAGACCAUACACCAAAAAUACGAUUAUGUUAAACUUAUCCAAAGUCGGAGUCUGCAUCGGAUUCAUUAUUGGGACUGACGUACUUCACCAUACUCAGUCGAAACAAAAGCACUCAACAACAGACAGCAGAGUAUCGUUAUCAAUCAGUCAGAUUAGUGAACACAAGAACUCCCCAGGCCGCAUUGAAAACCCAAAAUGUUUUACGUUUCUGAUGAGAAAAAACUUUUUUCAUGUCAUCUACCUUGAUGACAUUUGGCUCCCCUGCGGUGGGUGAAACAGUGGUAAUAGGCUCAACGAAGUCAUUGUUGUUUCUGGAAGCGUGUUCAUACACAUGCAGCUAUCUAAUCCCAGCCAAUCAGAAGACUUUCGGAGUUGAUCUUUGAUGCAUGGGAUUUACUUAGGGAUUCAAGUAUUGUAAAUGAGGUUUAAUUCUUUUAAUUACUCACACUUUCCCGAUAUGAGAAAUUUUCUGUUUUUAGCUAUGCUGACCAAUAUUAGCAAGGAGUAGUUGAUGAAUUAAAAUAAGCAGUAGUCAGUUUCAGAGUACUAUUCGGGUGAUUAUUUACCAACCUAAAGGGGCAUGAAUGGGCACCUUGGUGAAGAUGCGUAAGCUCGGGUAUAGCUCGUUUAAAUGAGGGCGUGGUGCUCACGUUUGUUUCAAAAAAUUAGUCACAAUAUUGCCAUUUUCUGUCGCCAGACUUUUAUGAUUCUUGAAACAAAUCCCGAACAAUCAAAACGACUUGCAUCCUUUUCUGACUCUCAUCUGUUUGACAUCUUUGUCAAAAACCGCACUGAGACGUUAAUUUGUUCGUUGAUCCCCUAAUUAUAAGUUAGGGUUGUGCUCGAGUACUCUGGAAAGCGAAACAAAUUAAGUCACUCAUUUGUGCUCCGUUUAUCAACUUAAGUGAGGGUUGCUUAUAUUUGGUCUUUUUGAUUAAUGGUCUACUUUUCAAAGCUUCAGGCGCUUUUUAUGAUUCUCCACUUUUUACAGUUUCAGGCUAGUAGCUUCCAUACCUAUCUCUGAAGCUAAGAAUAAAUUAACACCGACGAGCGGCAAAAUAUGCAGUGCGUACUUGGACGUUAUAAGAAGAUAAAACGUACUUCGCAAAAGCCGAAAUUCUUAAGACGGGUAUCAAAGGAGGCUAAAGUUGAGGUUUCGGGUUAUUCGUAAAAGAGGCUGCCCUAGUUCCACAACAACUCCGUUUAAUAGACGACAAGGGAGACUUUUUCACAAUCAAGAUACAUAUCUUGCUGGUUCUAUCUUAUGAGUUAGGACAAGUAUUAAUUCUAAAAAAAGCCUCAGCAAAUUUACAGAACCUGCAUUGUCUUCCAGUCACAUAGUAGCAGAUGUCCGCUAUUUGCAUAAACCCCUGAAGGCAGACAGCUCAAUUUAUGGAGUCUUGAGGUUUCAGGAUUCUGUUGGCACUUGACUGUGUCAGUAGUGACCCGACUAAUCAUCUCCGUGCCAUCGCAGUCGAGGCCUUGGCCUGCGUUCAAGGACAUGGACAGUUAACAGAGAUAACUUACUUCCGCGAAACUGUUUCAACGUCGUCAGAAUUCGAAGUCCCGCUCAAGUUAACCUGUACAAUUACCAGGGAACUUUGACCACAGAAAGUUAUAGUCAAGAUGAUGACUGAGUAUGAUUACCUCGACAACCAACGCAAAUGCUUAUGCGUUACGUCGUUCCGAGUGCGUGUGGCGAAAUAUGUUGUUUUUCGGCAAACUUCUGAUGUAACUCCCCUGGCCUAUGGAGCUCGAGGAAACCGUUUUAUCUGAACUGGUCGCGCAAACAACAAACUUUGUGAGGCAGUUCUUCCAGCCUGCUGAAACAAGUUCGGGUCAUUGCGAAGUCAUUUCACCCAUUUCAUUUGCAUGUCACCAAAUGACUACUGUGUUAGGUAGUAAUUUAGUUGGCCUCAAUUGUCAUGUUAUAUAUUCACAUUUCAAUCUAACAGAGAGGUGUCAAGCAACAAAUGCUGUAGUUAUUUCCUCCAUUAUCUCUUCGGCCUUGUUAAUUUUAAUCUUACCCCAUCUUCUAUUAUUAUGCUUUUUGACCUUGGAGCCAUCAAUGCCUCUGAACUCGCCCAUAUAACGUGCCGCUAAAAGGAUGGACCGCUAACAGAGCCUUUAAAAUCAGAUUCUGGCAUUCCCCACCUUUGGUCAUGAAUUCUUCUCUAGCCCGAAACUCUGCAUGAAUAAAUUCCUAGACUCAUUGAUCGGAAAUCCUUCCCCUGCUCCUGUGAAAGAUAUUCAGGUAGUUGGGGAGGUGAGGGGUAGCUCGCUGUAACAGAUUUGUCGCAUUUCGAAAGUUUGAUCGGCCCUCCACUGUCAAGUCUUCCAGCGCACAAAAUCAAACGGAAAUUCUAAUGACUUGCGAGCCAGUCUAUAUAAGUCUGAUUGAUUUUACUGGCUUCAAUAGUCCCGCCUUCUUUUGGAUGUCUGAAGAGUUAGAUAGCCGUGCGUGCUUUUAGGUAACACCACGAAGGAGGGUACUCGGGUCUCUAUGAGACUAGUUUGAUCUGUUGGAGCCCCUUCUUUACUGUCAGGUGGGCUCGUUGUCGUGUUACCUCUGGUUCAUUUUCUAAAUUUCACUACAGCCCUCUUGUUCUGCUCCUUGUUUAGGUAACGUGGCAGGAUUAUUUAUACCGAAGGACAGUCCUGAUGGAAUAGGAAUCCAAAAAUCAUGCCUUUACUGGGAGCGGUCGCAGCAAAGUCGGAAUUGAACGACCAGGAAACCGACGCGGAAACAACUCUGGCAUAGAGAAUGCCUUUCGAGACCUCUGAUUAUGGAUACUCUGUUCAUUCUUUGUUCGUCCGACGUUUGUUUUGCCUGAUGAAGUGGCUUGAAUGUCCGUUAGCUCUGAAUAGGUUACUGGAGUAUAGUGGUACACCUUUUUGAUACAGUGUUUCAACUUUAAAGUAGAUAGUGGGCAAAGUUACGUUUGUAAAACAAGGAGUAAUUGAUGCUGUUAUGAGCCAUUUGCCUGCUGUUGGUGCCUUUCCCGAAUUCUGUAGAUUGUAGUGCUCCAUUUGCAAAUCAGGGCAGAUGAACUUCGGGGAAGGGGAGGUGGACACUUGUUUCGGAUUUCAUCGCGAAUUAGAUAUUCGGGUCAACUGGUUCAAUAUUCAAUGUGGUUAGUUUUUAUGACGAUGAAGGUGUCGUUAAUAUAACAAGCACACAUCUUCGGUCGAAACUUGGUGUUCCAUCUCUUGAUAGCCUACAAUCUUAGCAAAACCUGAUCUGAGAAGCUCAUUAAACUUUCACUCAUUCGUCCAUACAUCUGUCUACAUAAAAUGAAGUACGUAUGUUUAAAAUGACUGUCGUGAAGCUUGAAAAGGAGUUCCCAAUGCGAAUGCUAAUUGUUAAGGAGUUGGAGUGAAGAGCGAGACGACAUCAAAGGUUGCAAUAGAUUCGUCUGCUUCCAAGUUUACGAUCUUUAUUAGUUCAAAAAAAUUGUUAGCGGAAACUCGUGAGGGAUUUAAUCUUUCAUUUUACUGGUUCGAUGGGGUUUGUAAGGUUUCCGGUCCUCAAGCGGGCUUUGGGUCUUGAUCGAUCAUUCAGACAAGGUAGACAAUAUUGUGGAGUGAUGCCUUUAGAUUGUUCAGUGCUUUUUGUUACUUCCUUUCAAGAGUUUUUAUCUUUUGCCUCAUGAGCUUGGAGAAAUUUUGACGAAUAAUCAGCCCUCCGCUGUCCCUUGUUAUAAUCGUUCCUUAAAGAGUGGACCCAAAACUGACAAUGAACUCUUGUGGUUUGAGAUCUUCUGUGCUGAACAUGACUCGAUUUUCCUUAAAACUCUGACUUGUCUACCCAUUGCCUUCGGAUACGAAAAUAUAAAUGAACUUAGCAGCAAAAAGAGCCCUUAACAUGGAAACAAAGUCAAUAAACAAUUGUCAGUUUCUAAAAUUCCCAACAGAUCCUGCCGCAUCGAGAGAUGAUUCAAUAGAGCACCCGAAUAAGAAACAAAUGAUUGCUGAUUGAGCGGCAGUUGCUACUAUAAUUUUGCAAUUUAAUCCUCUUUCGUACCAAUGUCUAUUUAGUUUGUUCGGCCGUUCUUCACUGCCCAUUGCUUCUGAAUCAGAUGGAAAGGAGACAUGUUACAAGCGACUACUGAAAAGGGUUGACGGCAGUAUACAUUCAGACAAUUUGUCGGAAAAGACGAAAUAAUUGUACUAAUCAAGUUGCUGGAGGAAAGGAGUAGUGCAUAAAGUAGUGAGACAAAAUUAUUGCAAAUGGUUAAAAACAUCAUUAAUACGCUGAAAGCGUUGCACUGAAUUUGGAAAAUGGAAGCAUAUGUCCGUUGCUUUUCAAGCUGGUAUGUUUGAAUUUCGGAAUUUUGGCAAAAUACAUGAAAACGGUUCGAACAUAUCUGAUGAAUGAAGGCAAGUUAAGCAUAAUAAGGCUUGGUACAAAAAAUAAAGGUUAGACUCAUGAUUCACUUGAAUGCAGGAGUUUUUUCGCGAAAAGCCAUUGUGAUGAUUAUAAUUCAGGGACAAUUUCGUGCGCCAAGUUCGUUGUUUUCUGAUUGAUUGGCGAAAGAGGUUGGACAGAUGGGACAAAAAAGCAAGGCGGUCAUGGAUGAGAUGUUCCAAAUGCGUUUUAACAGUCCAAAGACCGAUGUUGAUGGCGAUUCAACCCCAAUGUUCACAGGGUUUACUAAUCCGAACGAGAGACAGGGCGAUAGCGUCGACCAGUUAUGCAAUGCGAUCGAUGAGAGGUGCAACGCAUUGUGACGACGCGCUAUCUGCCCUGUCCAUGUGUCAGUCUUCGCUGCUGCACUUGUGCAGAACAUUGGUCGUAACUCUCCUCUCCUGCUCUCGCAUUCUCAACAACUUUCACCCGUUUUUAUGACGAUGUGGUGUCGCUAACGUUCGAAAAUUCACGAGUAAGCCUGUGGUUUCGAGGCCUUUGUUUUAUUAAAAUGCUAUCGAAACGUCGAUCACGGCACAGUUAACGAAUUCGAUUGGGCCCUAAAAGAAAAUAAAGGCAGGUCACUUAACGCUCAACAAAUUUGCCUGAGUUUGUGAACCUCUGCAAAAUUCCCCAAUAUGAUAGGGCGAAGGAAAAGUAAAGAAUGUACUCUCCUUGCAGUCUCGCACUCUGAGUUAGCAUAAUCCGUCUCUGACUGGGAUCGAAGUCGAGCCAUUGGACACAGAGUGCAGCGCGUAAUAGUCAGAAGAGAGGGGGAGAGGGCGUGUGCUGGAGGGAAAAAGUGGAUUCCUAUAUAGGACUACGGUGAUAUAAUCUGAGACGCAAGUCUUAUGGAGCUCCUCACAUGCCUAGUGACGGAAGAGCGUGCCUGCGAAAAUGAAUUCGCAGCUCCUCUCACGUGUAAGGGGGAACGAAGCAGGACGAUGAUUAGUGAUCCCGCAUCGCCAGCAUGCCCUCGUGUAUGUGUGAACUCAGCUUCCUAGCUGUCUGUCCUAUCUGAAUUCAAAAACAAUAGACAAAAAUGGAAUUUUUGCAGUCUUCUUUCAGGAGAAUACUUCCUCUUCAGCGUUAAUGUUUAAAAGCAAAAUUAUGGUUUAUUCAAAGCGGAAUAACUGACUUUUAAAUGAAAAAGUUGAAGUGUGAUUCACUACAGGUAAACCAUAAGCGGCAUAUGUUGGAUAACCAUCUACUGACAACAUAGUUGACUUUCGAGUAGUAUUUUACACUGCUAGUUAAGGUAUAUAAUACGUAAAUGAUACUAUCUUGCCUGGCGUAAGACGCACUCAUAAGAAAGUUCUUACCACGGCGUACGAAAUAACGUUCGCGCAUCCACACUGUGAUCCAACGUAGAUUAAAAAUUUUUUCCUUGAAUAGAAUUUUAGUGAGUAUAGUCAGCUAUUCCUGAGAUCGGACCCUAUCCCAUCCCAAGUAAGCGCCUUGAAAUCGUUUAAUAACAAAUUUUAAAACCCAUCUAUUUUGUCGCUUUAACAGCUAACGUACCGAAUGUCGUAAGGCAAAUUUUGUCGAUUUAAUGCUAAACAAAUUAAUAAAUUUGCAAAUCUAACGAAGGCCAGCUACCAGCGUAUGACGGCUACGUCGUUAAUUUACCCUAGAGAUAGUGCAUCUAUUACGAUAUGUAAAGCUUCUCUCGUGAUAUUUUAAGUAGUCCUGAAUACAGGGAGUUAUUUUUUGAAAUCAUGUUGUCGGUAUCCACAUUCUUCUAGAUGGUUCACUAAUCUCUAGAAGUGCACUAUGCUGAGGCGUGAGAAGACAGCACAAUCGCUGUAGCAAGAUGACCGCUUUUAUGAUGCAUUUGUAGCAAAUAUAUCUCUCUUUCUCAUGGUUCGAGAUUAAUAGGCAACAGACAGCUGCCUUUGCCGAAUUUCGGCGUCAUCUCUGGUCCUGCGGGACGUUGGAGUCCCUCUGAAAAUACAUAAUAUUUUAGGCCUUUGGAUUCAAAGAACGGUGUUUAUGUAGUAAGGUUACAUCAUGUGUAAAAAUAAUCAGCAUAGGUAUUUGCACCAGCUCCUAUUAAAAUGCACUGCCUAGAACAAGAUUACAUAAUCAAAAUAAGUAGAACAAACCGACGCUACUUUCGCUUCUUCAGACUGUUGCUGUCCACCAUGGUGGGCUGACAACAGCCACGUCCCCUUCCUGAGUUUGUCGGUAUUUAAAAUGCCCUCGAGUUUACGUAAUAGCACAGUCAAGUAAUUUAUUCCCUAAAUAACGACUAUUAACCCUUUAUAGCCGCAGUUUACAAGAAAUCACUGGGACUGGCUCUCCCCUUAUAAACAUCUGAAUCUGCCGAUCUUUCUUGUCAGCAGGCUUGCUGAUAUUCUGGCGUUUAAAUAUGUGCAAUGUAGUUACUACUUUAUAUCAUGCAAGUAGCCAUUAUUUCCGCUAUGGCACUCGGCACUGCCUGCAUUAGACCACGGUGACACAGCUGACCUUUCCAGGUCAUAAAUAUAUAUAAUUCGCAGCUGUGAACAAUAGGAGACAGCAAUGGAGCAAUAUGAAAUCAGAAUUUCUCAGCAGUUGUUCGAUGGGAAAAACUUGUUCCGUCCGUUAAAGACCAAAUAGCAGAGCGAUGGAGAUCACCACUGAGUUAAACGCUUACAAGCAGCUUUAUAUUAAAAGGGUUUAUGUUAGCUUGGAGUACAUCAGUCUCUUUGAGACUUGUAGGGUCAGACAGAAUUUCAAUAUGAAUAUUAGGGCCAAAGUCCAUCAACCACUGUGGAAUAAGCGCGUAAUAUUCAUAAACUGCCAAGAGGCAGCCAGUAGUAUAUACCGAGAUAGCACGAUACAUCAUACGUGACAGUUCGGAUACCAAGCUAAACGCCCACACACGUGUUUCGCCGAUACUCUAUCGCUGCAUGGCAAAGCUGCGAGGGGUUCCGCUCAUCAGUGGGUUCCCUGGCGUUCCCUGCGUGUUUUUGAGCCUAUAAGUCUCAAAUAGACUGAUUUACCCCAAGCUAGAGAUUAAUUUCUGAGGAAAUUAAAAAGCUGCAGUUUAUGUUUCCUCGUUAUGGGACCACUUGUUAUGGUCCGGACCGAAAACUCCAGAGUAACUAUGGUAGAUCAGCGAUUACCAUGCCCACAUGACGGAAUAUUAGGCACCGCAACCGCCGGGAAGUCUCUUAAGCGGUUGACAUGGAAAUUCUCAAUGACCAAAUUAAUAAGAUUCAACUCUCAUGUGUUCACUUUGAGUUUCACAUGGCCGUCUAGUGCUGGCGAGAAAGCCGAAUAUGGGCACUCCAGCGUUCUUUGCCUUCACCGUUUAUAUUUUACGCAUGAUCAUUCAUUGGUUAACAGCAUUCGCUGGUGGACGACUCCUUAAUCGGACGUUAUACCUAUAAAAUUUGGUUUGCCGCGGUGCUAUAGUCACAUUAAAGAUUGAUUGGUGCAAUGACUUUUUAACGCCGAAUGUGCCUGCCAAGGCCUUCGGAGUUAUCGUCUUUUUAUCAUUUGAGAACGUAGGACUCUGUGUUCAUCGAAGCACUUUGAUUGUGUCAAAAAAUCAGGGAGACCAGACCAAAACGUGAACAGGGGCUAGUUUUAGCCCCGUAAAAAUAAACACCUUAUAACUCUAUGGAAUCCAGCCUAUACUGGGGUUGCACGAGUCACCAUAAUGAGGGCACGACUAGUAACUAAGUCUUAGACACGUUUUUCGCCAAAAUUCAGCCGCAGCGAAACAUUUGUCUGGACUUUUAUCUGGUACCUCUGCUGACAGUAUGAUAAAUCAUACAAUAUAUGUAUGCUACCGGGUGCCUGUUUGCAGUUUGUGAAUAUUACGCAGUUAUCUCGCCGAGACCUAUGGAUUUCGGUUCGGUUUUUCAUAUCACCGCUCGCACUGGACCUAUAAAACUUAAUUUCGAAGCAUUUACUUUAAAUUAGCGCAAUGCUUUCUGAGGGGAUUAAGAGGCUGACAAAUCGGCUUAUGCAUCUUGUCAAAAUAUAGACUUCGUGAGAUAUGAGCAGCUGUAAAUAGUUCCUCGCGACUCAUAUGUGCGUUCUCACCGAGACCUCUGUUGAUUGACUCCGUACGCAAAAGUUCAAGACUUCUAUAGCCAAAAUUUCUCAUUCGCGCUAAGAUAUCUUAAAUGGGUGUAGAGAUAGUUAUUAAAACUGAUACCCAGUUAGCAGCUAACGGCAGUCAAAGUCCAAUAACUUAUUCCCUUCUUUCUAAUGAUACUGAGCCUUACCCAGACAGAACGAUUGCCAGAUUUGAGCUUAAACAAUGAGUGGGUUUUCUCCUCUAACCUUUUAGUAGCUUUUUUCACUCAAAGUGGUUUGAACAUAAGCACCGUAAGCUGACUCCACCCGCAAAACAUCCAGGCACAACACACGUUCUAUUUAAAAAACGACACCGCAGACAUCUGGAACUGCACUUUUUGAGCAAAAGCGCAAAAUUUGGUCAAAGUAGUCGCUGUUCCGGUAGUUUUCUCUUAAUUGUGCCAUAGAUUACACCGUUUGGGGUUUCUAGAACAUACUGUUAUGUGCGCAGUGUCAGCCUGUGUGCAUGUUCUAGCGCGUGGCAUGCAUGCAUGCAUAUAUCUUUGGUAUUUUCAUACACUCAUUAGGUUGAAGUAGGUAUCAAGAGAAGACAGGCAAGUUUUGCACAAGUUCAAGAGUGAAAAGUAUCCACAAGUGAUUGGAUUUACUGUCGAUGUGAAGUAAGAGGCUGGGUGUGAGAGGUAACGUCUGUUCUAAAAUUCUGAAUGCGGAUAAAUUCCGAAACUUUUCAUGUAACUCUCUAGAUGCCCACCCCGAACCGCCGGACGCUGUUUUGGACUGCUUUCAACUUCUUUUUAAUAUAUUGCCAGAAGUCCGUAUCUUCCUUCUUUUCGCAAUGAAAAUAUUAGUUAAUAACUCUAACCAACCGGUAGAGUAUAUUCAAACCUCCAAGAGAGCUGGUGCCUUACGUUCUGCUAACGGCCUGUGGUUAUUCCUGUUACGAAUAGAUGAAGAGGAAUUUCAUAAUCGAGGCAUAGUACGUAAGCCCUCGAAGAUACUCCGUACGGAGUGCUAGUAUUUGCUUUUAAAAACAACCCGAAUGGACAAGGGACACAGUGGGCACAAAAACCCGAAGCCAUCAGUGAGUUUAAAGAAGCAAUUUUGAGCGAUGUUAAAAAAUCUUUCGAUGAAAAUUCUUAUAUAAUUUUCCUGUUCACUAAUCAAACGAUGUUAUAAUGUCUGGUUAAAAAGUUGGUUAAAAGUGGGUUAAAUUGUUAACUUACCAGUUGAUUGAAUUCCGAAAUUUCUCCAUACAUCAUUUAAAGGAGCCCAAAGUAUUCUUUCCGAGCUGAUUCUCAUUUGCCGCAAUGCAGGUUUCGAGUUUGUCAGUAUCUAUUCCCAUCCCGGAGGGCAGUGUUUCAUCCUCAAAUGACCUUUUUAAAAGGUCCGGAUCUUGAAAUUGGGACAUGGCUCAUGUGCUGAGGCUCGGUUCUGCCUAUGGCCGUCAAAAGGAAAGAGCCUAUUGCUAAAUCAUAUUUGUAACCGUCCAAACUCGCGGAUUGUCGUUCACGUGGUCUUUUUGAAAGUUUAAGGUGUGUAGAAGGGGCUGUCUGCCUUUAAAAUGGUCAUUCCUGCAAAAACCCAAGGAAGUUGGAAACACUGAAUUUGUGGAAUCACGAACAGAAACAGGAUGAGGGUAUAAGGGCCAGGAGGGUACGGAGAGAGUGAAGGUGACGUGGAAGGUUAAUCCUGGUAAUAGGAGCAGCAUGGACACCGCGCUCCAAAUCUUUUAUGGCAUGUUGACUUAGGAAAUGUUGUGUGGCGGACAGCUGAAAUUCUUGGCAGAAUAAUAUUGCUGACAAAGACUAGGGAGACUAGAACGGUCAUUUUUGACUUAUUAGACGCCGUCGACCAGCUAUACCCAACCCCGGUUUUUGCAAACUCUGAGGCUCGAACCCACAUUCUGUUGAGUAGAAGUCCAGUGUCCUAACCAUGCAGCCGCGGGCUCGUUGUCCCAUCGGUUGUGAUCGGGUAUAUCAACAAUGGUAAGGGGGGGCGCUCAUCGAUCGGGUUACAGAACGUACUCGUCUCGUUGUGCCUUGGGACUCACUGAAGAACCCCACCAGCGGGCGCACAGCAGAAUAACAUUAUUGAAGAAGACAGGGAGACUGGAAUGGUCAUUUGAGGCCUGGUAGCCGUCAUCGUCAGAUGAGAUUCUCCAUGACUAAUGAAACCUGCCUUAUUUUCUUGAAAUUUUGUUUGUAUUUGUUGUGGCGUGAAAUUAUAGUGUGAGAACACGAAUAAAUGCCUAAAUUUUGGAGUACGUUUAUUUGCGCAAGUUUAUUCCAAGCUUUUAGAACUAUUUACAUGUGGGCAUCAUGGCAGCGCGUUAAAAGAAGACGGUUUUUGCUCAAUUUAGGAACGUUCUAGCCUAUUUUUUCGAAACAUGUAGUGCUGGACGUGUUUGUGUGUGAAGCGAUUCUCCUCAAUAUGGUGAUGCCCAGUUAUGGAUUUUGCAACCAGUUGCAAAAUUGUCCUCAGAAUAAACUCCGUGCCAAGUUCAGUCUGGCGUGUUUUCUAGAAACAAUGGAGAAGUAAUAGUCGCACAUGAGACCCUGUUUGGAAAUUACCGUUUCUUAAAAACACUUGUUUGUGACAAAUGAACACUUCAACUAAUGAUAAAUAGUUUGAAGUCCAACAUGAAUUGCUGCCUUGGUUCAUGACGCUCAAAUUACUAGGCAUGGAUGAUUCUUAAAAUCACUUCCUUUUUCGGAGAAAAACAACCUGGUGCGCAAAAAACGUCACUUAAAUCUGAAAAGACGGACAAUUUUUGUUUGGAAAGUCGUGAAAUCGAUAGGGUACGUGAAAGAACACGUGUUUAGUAAAGUUUCUAAUCUAGACCUUUGUAAAUUUCGAUGUCUACCACGAUCCCUGUGUUCCCAAAAGGGUGAUUUCCACAACGAAGACUAUUUCUGACUUUGCUGCAGUUAUAAACCGGCCACAAUCCAAGCCCAGACGGGGCGCGUGACUAUUAAUCUCUAUGUAACCACCUGCAGACAUGCUAUAUCCGUAGUUUAAAAACGCAACGGAACUGAACAUCGACGUUUUUUAAUCAGGACAGACGUCUGAACGCCACCUUUCGUCGACUUUAAAUUUUUCUUAAAUUCUAGGUGAUGCGGAUUGCUGUAGCUAGUCUAAGAGAACUUGACGUUUGCUGGUUGGACUGCUUGUACUAGAGGUGGCCUUAUCCAGAGGAGGGGGUUACGGAUAUUGUUAGGAUUAGGGUUUGGGUUAUGAGGGUUAAUGUUAGGGUUAAAGUUAGAACAGGGGAAUUUAACUCGAGGCCAUCUGCAGUACGGGGGAUGUAGUCCCGUGUCCGACCUAGUAGGCCGGCGUAUCCAGAUUCGCAUGCAAUCAUUUUGGCUGCUUUUAGAGGAGUGGUUUAAUUUUGACAGACUCUGGUAAUUUAUUAAGGCAACCAUCAUCUGCUUCAGAAAACGUGUCCUAUGAUGCCCACUCAUGACCUAAGAUCUCCUACGUUGUUAUGGGACCGCAAAUGUGCAAGAUGAGGUAAAGCGGAAUUGGAAACAAAGUAAACACUCAGCCAACAUUAAACAGUCGAACUCCUCUGCAUUACUUCAAUCGUGAUACUGAGGUUGUUGGUGCAGGAUAAGUUCCGAUUCCAUUGGAGUGUUAUUUAACGUUAUAUCAUUACUGCAGGGCGGAACUGGCCUUUCCAUUUUGAAUUGGAGCUCUCGAUCUACAGCCAAUGGGCGACCACACGCCGAGUAAAAAUCAAUAAUCGGAAAAUGUCAUUAACUGAAAUGGUAAUUUUCAGCCUAUUUGCUGACAUCAAGAAGCAACGCCCUAACCUACGUGCAGGCGCACUCUAGAUUAGGGGGUGCUUUGCUUGAUAUGCUUAAUGGCGCGCUGGAUGCGGACUCAAAUUUUGGCGUGCCAGUACUUAUGGUUGGAGUAUCACUGACCGAUGACAGCAGGGGACCAGAAGUUGUUAUUUCGAUGUCAACAGUUUCUUUCUGGAACACUUAUUCGUGUCGUUUGAUUUUCAGCAUUCGAAACAUGGGAUCAUUUUGUGUGAGAGUCUGCCAAAACGGAAAAAAAGAGGAGGCGACUUUCCCAUUAGGAAUAGGGUAAUCCGUUUUUUUCAAAACAGAACAGUACAUCAUCCACGACUCAGAUGCAGAACCCCUGUGGAAAACGGGAAGUUCGGCGGUUCUAGAACGCAGGACGAGCAUCGCUUUCUGCUCGGUGAGUUCUAGUUUCCCAUAGAUUACUUUGCAAAACAGAUUUCUGUCCCUGAAAAAAAUUCUAGACUAUAUCAAGUCCCGAUAUCGGUUUAGAAUCAUGAAAAAAUCGAUUUACAUCGAGUAUCGUCGUAAAGAUUGCGUUUUUAAUUAUUGCCCCACCUCUCCAGAUACAUACAGUUAGCUACUUUUUUUCGGAUGUGUAACACCAAUAACGACGGGAAAGACUCAAUCUCGGUCCAUUUCUCCGUAUUUGCUCCGAGUUGAGUGUGAAAUUGAAGAAACCGUAUAAUUUUUAAAUCGGCCAAGAAAAGAAAGAAGAUGACGGUGGUGAUGGCGAUGAUGAUACUGCCUCUGCUGUCGCUGUUGCUGUUGCUUCUGCUGCUGCUGCUGCUGCUGCUGCUGAUGAUGAUGAUGAUGAUGAUGAUGAUGAUGAUGAUGAUGAUGAUGAUGAUGAUGAUGAUGAUGAUGAUGAUGAUGAUGAUGAUGAUGAUGAUGAUGAUGAUGAUGAUGAUGAUGAUGAUGAUGAUGAUGAUGAUGAUGAUGAUGAUGAUGAUGCGAUAAACAGACGCUGA